This is a messenger RNA of Penaeus indicus, 1196 nucleotides long. RefSeq lists its product as uncharacterized. The coding region runs from base 109 to 567 and encodes 152 amino acids. Gene Ontology annotation, cellular component: BLOC-1 complex. The transcript is spliced from 4 exons. Lineage: Eukaryota; Metazoa; Arthropoda; Malacostraca; Decapoda; Penaeidae. The record is from RefSeq and is a predicted model, not a curated record.
UUGCACCCAUCCGAACACCACCAAGUUUGUUUACACUCGAGUCAGCUGAUCAUUCCCACAGCUGAUCACUCCCACUCGCACAGUUCCUAGUACUUGCAUUGCAGAGAAAUGAGUGGUGUCCAAGGCAUCAUUGUUUGUGGAGAAGCCUCAGAAUCGGAUGAGGAGGAGGAAUUUUGUGCAGCAACAGCGAGAGGACAUAAAGGUUUGACUCAGAAACCAGGAGGAUCCACAGACACAAAGGGUCAGCAUAAGCCCCCAGAACCAAAGCACACACAAAAGCAACAACGACCUCAGCAACAGCAGAAGAAAGGCCAUCAGUCUCUGUUGCAUCAAAAACUAUGGGAAGCUAAUGCAUCGAUGGAGAAGAACAUUGCCAAGGCAGUAUGUGGACCCCUGACUGCAGAAACCACCCGGAUAUCGCGUUUGAUCGCCUCCCUCCCCGCUGCACAGAAUUCGACUCUCACUGCCCAUGCAGCACUCACUAAUGCUGCAAGGAACCUCUCGAAUUCCCACUUUUUAUUGGCCGCUCUCAAUUGUAAUCCUCUAGCGUCUCUUAAAUCCCCUUAAUCCCUUCUUUCUUUCUUUCUUUUCUUUCUUUCUUUCUUUCUUUUUUUCUUUUUUCCUUUUCUUCUUGGACUAGUUUGUUUUUUUCAUCUUUCUCUUUCUUCUUAGACUAGUUAUUUCAUGUGUUAGUUUUUUUUUUCUCUCUCUCUCUCUCUGUCUCUAUUUAGCUCUGUCUAGUCUUGGCAGAUUUUCUGCUUGAAAUACUGAAUACUGAUCUUUAAGGACUGUAAUUAGUCUAAUGUAAUUAUUCACAUGAUUUAUUACUCUUUUCUAACAGAGGAUAAAGCAAUAACUUUUUUCAUUAUAAAGUUGUUAUUUAUUUUUCACUGAAUUUAUAUCAAUCUUUUGCUUUUAGGAAUAAUGAGAUCUUAUUGAAGGAGGGGUUAUUUUUCAACCCUUUUCUUGCAUGGUCAUAAAAUCUGCACAUGUGAUAUUUAUGUACUCUUAUGUUUAAAGUGUUUACUUUAUGUAUUUCUUUAAUAUAAUUAAUUACUUUAAGUAUAAAUAGCCAAAAAAGAGAUAUAAUGCAGUCGCAUAUAAUGCAACUGAGACCACCUGCUUUCUUACUUUCUCGUGUUAUAUAUAAAUAAAUGGAUUUAUAUUUCUAGGUUUCAUAAUAAAAAUAGAUAGUU